Messenger RNA from Dictyostelium discoideum AX4, 171 nucleotides. RefSeq lists its product as hypothetical. Bases 1 to 171 code for a protein of 56 amino acids. The transcript has 2 exons. Lineage: Eukaryota; Evosea; Eumycetozoa; Dictyosteliales; Dictyosteliaceae. The record is from RefSeq and is a predicted model, not a curated record.
AUGCUCUAUACUUCAAUCUCCUCAAUUUCAAAAGUUAACAACUUAAACAAAUCAAAUGAUGUCAACAAAUCUGACACCACAACUCAAUUCACUCAAAAUAAAAUUUCAGAAGGUCUUGUAAGCAAUUUACUCCUUAAUGUUGCAACUGCAUUGGGAAAAGCUGGUCUUUAA